AGUUCGUGCUAUUAUUUGUAUGCGAGCUUCUAUUAUAAUCAUAAUAGUAAUAGAAAGCGCUAAAGGACAGAAUUAGGCUAUUUUAUGGUAAUAAACCAUAAUUACACAUCUUUAACGUGUAUUUACAAAUUUUGAAGAAAAAUGGGUGGUUGUGUUAGCAGUGUAGAUGAAUUUGGCGAUAUCGAACCUAUAAGAAGAAACCAUGAAUACUGUGAUUGGUUAGAUUGGAAAAGAAGGUUUCAUGAUACAAUCAAUAGCAAAAACUUACAUCAAGAACUUUCCCAUAUUUUGGGACCGACAUUGAAAGAAGUGAUUGGUCCUUACGGCAUAGAAAUAAUUGAAAACUUUCAAUUCCGGGAAAGUCAUCAGAAACUAAACUUUCAUAUUCUGUUAAGAAAAUUGGACAUUUUCUUUUACUUGCGGCGCUUCCCAAGAAAUCCUACAGAAUCUAUCACAGAAUACAGAGACCGACUGCUGCCGAUCGCCACAGAUUUCGGCAUAAAGUAUCCGGAGAUCGCUAUAAAAGAAAAAAUAACCUUUGACUUAAAAACCAAUCAUUUUGUAGAAAAUUUAAAUGGGCUUGUUUCUAUUCGCAAUAAAAUUACUGCCCUUAAACUUUUGAACAUGGAGGAAAUAAUUUUUCUGGUAAACAUAUCCGAAAACUGGGAGGCACGAAAAAGAAGAGACGAUUUUCUAAAAAGAAUUGAAAAAGAAGGUUUUCGUCAACUACGAAAUGAGAAUUGCUGCGGCAGCAAUCACUUGCAGGAUAGAAUUUGUCAGGCAAAAGGAGAAAGAUGUUGGAAAUGUGACGGAUUAAACCAUUUUGCCAAAACAUGUAGAAAACGUUAUAUUAGGGACUGUAUUAACUGUGGUAUAAAUCAUGCAGAAGGCAAGUGUGGUGCAUUCGGAAAAGAAUGUUCGAGAUGUGAAGGAUUUAAUCACUUCCAUUGGAAAUGCUUGCCAGCAAUGAGAGUUCAUUGUCCAUAUUGUGGAGGAUCGCAUAUAGAUAUAGCAAGGAGAUGUUUGGCUUUUGCGAGAACGUGUUCGAAUUGUCAGAGAGUGGGCCAUUUCUCGACAAUGUGUCGCUACAAAAGGCUUCGAUAA
This is a messenger RNA of Belonocnema kinseyi, 1104 nucleotides long. RefSeq lists its product as uncharacterized. Lineage: Eukaryota; Metazoa; Arthropoda; Insecta; Hymenoptera; Cynipidae. Gene Ontology annotation, molecular function: nucleic acid binding; zinc ion binding. The record is from RefSeq and is a predicted model, not a curated record. Bases 142 to 1104 code for a protein of 320 amino acids. The transcript has 3 exons.